This is a messenger RNA of Brettanomyces bruxellensis, 2280 nucleotides long. RefSeq names its product methionine--tRNA ligase mes1 (gene MES1). NCBI's taxonomy places the organism in Eukaryota, Fungi, Ascomycota, Pichiomycetes, Pichiales, Pichiaceae. Gene Ontology annotation, molecular function: methionine-tRNA ligase activity; ATP binding. The record is from RefSeq and is a predicted model, not a curated record. The transcript has a single exon. Gene Ontology annotation, biological process: methionyl-tRNA aminoacylation. Gene Ontology annotation, cellular component: aminoacyl-tRNA synthetase multienzyme complex; cytosol. The coding region runs from base 1 to 2280 and encodes 759 amino acids.
AUGUCAACGUUACAACUUUUUGCCGAUAAGGGACCCAAAAGUGUCUCUUUCGUGAACAAUUUGAAGGUCGAACUUGCUUCCACGAUUUUCGCACCAAAGCUUAAGUUUGCAGAUGAUUCAGACAGAGAAGAGAAUUUCCUUGAGCUUGCAGACAAGAAAUCAGGAUUUACGUUGGUUGAGCCUAAUGCAAUCGUCAAAUAUUUGGCAGCUACAUCUAAGAACGGCUCAAAGGAUGUUUUUAGAGCCGAUCCGUUAGAAGCCACUUUGAAUAAGAUUGCCGCUUUGGGCUCAAAGGCCCUAGAUGGAAUCAAUUUUGAAAAGUUUCAUUUCACUUCUAAUGCAAAUACAAACUCAGUCAUCCAAAUUCUUGCAUAUUCAUCGUUAUAUCCAUUGUUGGGAUUGAAAAAGAAUUCCGAGAUUCAACAAUCAGUUCAGACUUGGUUCGCUGAGUUCGGUUCCAAUUCUAAAAUUGAAAAGGCGGUUGCAACUGCUAAGUCUGUGUCACGUUUAGAGAGAGUCAAAGAGAAGAAUACAGGUAAGAGGAAUGUCUUAAGUGGAAUAGAAUUUAUUCACCCAGAGGGUAAGCUUGCACCAAAAGUUGGCCAAAGAAACAUUUUGAUUACCUCUGCACUUCCAUAUGUCAACAAUGUUCCUCAUCUCGGGAAUAUUGUCGGAUCCGUGCUUUCUGCAGAUAUCUUCGCCAGAUAUUGCAAAAGAAGAAAUUUCAACACAUUGUUCAUCUGUGGUACCGAUGAGUAUGGUACAGCUACUGAAACUAAGGCACUCGAGGAGCAUGUGACCCCAAGAGAGCUUUGUAACAAGUACCACAAGAUUCACAAGGAGGUUUAUGACUGGUUUGGAAUCGGUUUUGACUACUUUGGAAGAACGACAACUGAUAAGCAAACUGAGAUCUCUCAGCACAUCUUCCUGGAGUUGCAAAAGAAUGGAUUCCUUGAAGAGCAGUCCAUGAAGCAGCUUUAUUGCCCUGUUCACAAAGGUUACUUGGCAGACCGUUAUGUUGAGGGUGAGUGUCCUAAAUGUCACUACGAAGAUGCUAGAGGUGAUCAGUGUGAUAAGUGUGGUGCUCUUUUGGAUCCAUUUGAAUUGAUCAAGCCUCGUUGUAAGCUUGAUAACGCUACACCAGAGCCUCGUCACUCAAAUCAUGUCUUCCUUUCAUUGGAUAAGCUUGAGCCGGAUCUCAGAAAAUGGAUUGAAAAAGCCUCGAACGAAGGAAAUUGGUCAAAGAAUGCCAAAACGAUUACUAACUCCUGGCUUCGCGAAGGUUUAAAGCCAAGAUGCAUCACUAGGGAUCUUGUUUGGGGUACUCCAGUGCCAUUGGAGAAGUAUAAGGACAAAGUCUUGUACGUGUGGUUUGAUGCUACCAUUGGAUAUAUUUCAAUCACUGCCAAUUACACCGACAACUGGAGAGCAUGGUGGCAGAAUCCUGAGAACGUCAAGCUUUACCAGUUUAUGGGUAAGGAUAAUGUUCCAUUCCACACGGUUGUGUUCCCAGCCACUGAAAUCGGAACCAAGGAAAACUGGACUAUGCUUCAUCAUCUGAACACCACGGAGUACUUGCAGUAUGAAGGCGGUAAGUUCUCCAAGUCUAGAAACAUCGGUGUGUUCGGAAACAAUGCUAAGGAUACCGGCGUUUCCCCAGCAGUCUGGAGAUACUACCUUGCAUCCAUCAGGCCAGAAGCUCAAGAUUCGCAAUUCUCGUGGGCCGAGUUCGUUACAAAGAAUAACAGUGAGUUGCUUGCCAACUUGGGUAACUUCGUCAACAGAAUUGUUAAGUAUGUGAACGCCAAGUACAAUGGUGUCGUUCCAAAAUACAACAUCAGUAACUGCUCCGACUAUCCAAAGGCUAGCUCCGAAUUGACUAAAUUAAUCGAGACCUACAACAAUGAUCUUGAGUCUGUCCACGAGAGGAAGGGUCUCGAGACAGUUAUGUUGACAUCUGCAAGAGGAAAUCAGUUCUUGCAAGAUAACAAGAUGGAUAACUCUUUGUAUAAUGACCAUCCUGAUAAGGCAGAUGCUGUCGUUGCCAUUGGUUUGAAUAUCGUCUACCUUGUUUCGGCUUUGAUCUCUCCAUACAUGCCAGAGACGUCUGCUCUCAUUGAGAAGAUUUUGAAUGUGCCUGCUUUGAGAAUUCCUGACAAGUUCGAAAUGUGGAUCCAAGCUGGUCAUUGCAUUGGAAAGCCUCAAUACUUAUUCAGCCGGAUUGACCCGGAGAAGGUUGAGGAGUGGAAACACAAGUAUGGGGGAAAGCCACAAGCUUAG